Messenger RNA from Sorghum bicolor (sorghum), 1742 nucleotides. RefSeq names its product lichenase-2. Gene Ontology annotation, cellular component: plasma membrane. NCBI's taxonomy places the organism in Eukaryota, Viridiplantae, Streptophyta, Magnoliopsida, Poales, Poaceae. Gene Ontology annotation, molecular function: hydrolase activity, hydrolyzing O-glycosyl compounds. The record is from RefSeq and is a predicted model, not a curated record. The transcript is spliced from 3 exons. Bases 98 to 1600 code for a protein of 500 amino acids. Gene Ontology annotation, biological process: carbohydrate metabolic process.
GGUUAUUUAAAUUCCACGCACCUUCGGUUGCUCAGCAUGUCUCGCGGUCUCGCCCUGUCGUCUCCUCGCCGCUACUGACUACUGAGGAGUGAGGAGCAUGGCCCUGAGUAACCUCGUCGUCGUCCUCCUCGGUACCGCAUCGGUUCUGCUCCCCUUCUCCCCUGCAGAUGCCGGCGUGGUGGGCGUGAGCUACGGCCGGCUGGGGAACCACCUGCCGGACACGGCUUCGACGGUAAAGCUUCUGCAGAAGAGCGGCAUCACCUCGGUGAGGCUCUACGACGCCAACUCCAAGGUGCUCAAGGCCCUGGCCAACACCGGGAUCACGGUGAUGGUAAUGCUACCCAACGACAACCUCGCCGCGGCGGCCGCGGACCCGUCGAGCGCGCGGCGGUGGGUGCGGAGAAACGUGGCGGCGUACUACCCCGCCACGCGGAUCCACGGCGUGGCCGUGGGGAACGAGGUGUUCGAGGAGGCCAAUAAGAACCUGACGGCGCAGCUCGUCCCGGCCAUGGCCAACGUGCACGACGCGCUGGUGAAGCUGGGCCUGGACGAGGCCGUGAAGGUGUCGACGCCGAUCGCGUUCACCGCGCUCCAGGCGUCGUGGCCGCCGUCGGCGGGCAGGUUCCGGGACGACGUCGCGGCGUCGGUGAUGAAGCCCAUGCUCGAUUUCCUGGAGCGGACGGGGUCGUACCUCACCGUCAACGCCUACCCGUUCUUCGCGUACGUCGAGGAGCCAGACAAGAUCUCCCUCGACUACGCCCUGGGGAACUCCAACGCCGCCGGCGUGCGCGACCCCGUGACGGGGCUCGUGUACCACAGCCUCCUGGACGCCCAGCUCGACGCCACGUACUUCGCGAUGGAGAAGCUGGGGACGUCCAGUUCCAGUGCGCAGGAGCCAAAUUUCAUGGCGCGAAAGGGUCCGCGCGCGUAUGUUUCGGAGAGCGGGUGGCCUUCCGCCGGCAGGCCCAAACCCGGCGGCAGGCCACGCCCACGCGGCGGCGGGAGCGGGAGGCGAUGUUUGGAGGAGGAGGAGGCUGGGGACGAAGCGGCUUCGGUAGCAAACGCGCGAGCGUACAACAACUACCUCAUCAACCGCGUGCUGUCCGGCGACACGGGCACCCCGUACCGCCCCGGCGCCGACAUGGACGUGUACGUCUUCGCCCUCUUCAACGAGAACCAGAAGGGCGACGGAGCGGACGACAUCGAGCAGCACUUCGGCCUGUUCUACCCGAACCAGACGAAGGUGUACGAGUUCGACUUCCGGGGCGGCGCGCUGCCGAGCUGGUGCGUGGCGAACGCGUCCGUCGGGGACGCGCGGCUGCAGGCGGCGCUGGAGUACGCGUGCGGCCACGGCGCCGACUGCGGCGCCAUCCAGCCCGGCGGAGCGUGCUUCGAGCCGGACACCGUGGUCGCCCACGCCUCGUACGCGUUCAACAGCUACUACCAGCGGAACGGCCGGGGCAGCGGGACGUGCGACUUCGCCGGCGCCGCCUCCGUCGUCCACCACGCACCGAAGGUUGGUCACUGCGUCCUCCCGUCGAACGGUUGGGUUCAAGAAACAACAGCAACAGCGAAGUCUGAAGGCUACACUGCCAUCUGAUGGCCUGAUGCUCAAGUAAAACUUUCAACAAAAGUUCAGUUUGACCUUGAAUUGCACUAGUAGAAAUGUAGAAAAGUGUAAAGCUAGGCAUCUGCACAAGCACAUCAGAAUAACAGAUGACCUUGCUUGCUUUGCUUCACCA